AGUCGCCGCAGAGGCUGAUGGGGCACUGCAAUCCGUGCGGCCGCCAGCGUCGGUACCAUGGCGACGCGGGGUCUGACUCCGAUGGCAAUGGCGGUUUGGUCCAUUUUAUCCGGUGGGGCUGUGAUUGCGUUAUUCCUGUUGUUCUUUUCUCGCGUCUCACAGGCCCAGACUUUCUCCUUCCCUUUCCAGCAGCCGGAGAAGUGCAACCCCAACCACUACUUCGAUAUCUCUGUGCUCUCCUGUGUCCCGUGUGGAGCCAACCAGAGGCAGGAUGCCCGAGGAACUUCAUGUGUAUGUCUGCCAGGAUUUCAGAUGAUCUCUAGUAAUGGAAGCCCUGCCAUUAUUUGUAAAAAGUGCCCAGAAGACAGGAAAGGUGUUACUAAAGAUGGCUGGAACUGCAUUUCUUGCCCCCAUGGCUUAACUGCAGAAGGAAAAUGCUACUGUCCUGCUGGCCAUAUUUUAGUGGAAAGAAAUGUUAGUGGGAUGUUGUUGUCUGAAGCAACUUGUGAGCUCUGUGAUGAAAAGGAAGACUCUUUUACAGUACCAAAUGCUUUAGGAAACAGGUGCAUCCGAUGUGAACCAACAUUCAUUAAUACCAGCAAGUCCUGUGCAUGUUCAGAACCUAACAUUUUAACAGGGGGAUUAUGUUUCAGCAACACAGGGAAUUUUCCUCCAUGUAGAAUUUCAACUACACGUUAUGGAGAGCUUGGCAUGUCCUUAACUUCAGAAUGGUUUGCAAAGUAUUUGCAAUCAUCAGCAGUUGCAUGUCGGAUGUAUGCUAAUCUAACAUCUUGCCAAGUUCUUGGAAAUAUGUGUGUGAUGAACAUGAAUUCUUAUGAUUCUGCCACAUGUGAUGCAUGUCGACUGUUUCAGUUUAUCUUUGAAAAUACUGCUUCACUGAGCCCUGUUCAUUCUAUUUCAUUUUGGAGACAGAAUCUUCCAUGGCUGUUUUAUGGAGACCAGCUAGGAUUAGCACCUCAAAUACUCACUACUACCCCUCUUCCUACAAAUUUCAGUUUUAAAGGGGAAAACCAGAAUACAAAACUGAAGUUUGUUGCUGCUUCCUAUGAUAUAAGAGGCAAUUUUCUCAAGUGGCAAACUUUAGAAGGAGGUAUUUUACAGCUUUGUCCAGACACAGAGACAAGGCUAAAUGCUGCUUAUUCUUUUGGAACCACCUAUCAACAAAAUUGUGAGAUUUCUAUUUCUAAGAUCUUAACUGACUUUCCCACUCCCAUAUUUUAUGAUGUGUACCUUGAAUAUACUGAUGAAAACCAACACCAAUAUAUUUGGGCUGUGCCUGUGUUAAACCUAAAUCUUCAACAUAAUAAAAGAUUUGUGAACCAAGACAGUAGCUCUGGCAUGUGGCUUCUGACUCGGCGCAUCUUCUUAGUGGAUGCAGUAAGUGGACGAGAAAAUGACUUAGGAAGUCAGCCAAAAGUAAUUCGAAUUGCUACCCAAAUAUCACUGAGCAUCAACCUUGUACCUAACACAAAAAAUGGAAACAUCUACCCUCCUUUAAUCACUAUUGCCUACCGUGACAUUGAUAUCAAAGAUCCCAAGAGCCAGUCUGUGGAGGUUUCUUUCUCAGUCAAAUAUGAAAUGAAUCAAGGAGAAGCACAUGUUCAGACAGAUAUUGCUUUGGGUGUGUUGGGUGGGCUAGCUGUUUUAGCAGCCCUUUUGAAGACAGCAGCCUGGAAGAGGCGCAUUGGGAGUCCCAUGAUUGAUUUACAGACAGUUAUGAAAUUCUUGGUAUACUAUGCUGGUGAUCUCGCCAAUGUUUUCUUUAUCAUCACAGUGGGAACAGGUCUUUAUUGGCUUAUUUUCUUCAAAGCACAGACAUCUGUCUCUGUUUUGCUACCAAUGACAGUUCAAGAAGAACGUUUUGUUACUUAUGUGGGAUGUGCUUUUGCUCUGAAGGCACUGCAAUUUUUGCAUAAACUCGUAUCUCAGACUACCAUAGAUAUAUUCUUUAUUGAUUGGGAGCGACCUAAAGGAAAGGUUCUUAAAGCUGUUGAAGGUGAGGGUGGUGUACGGAGUGCCACUGUUCCUGUAAGCAUAUGGAGAACAUAUUUUGUAGCAAAUGAAUGGAAUGAAAUUCAGACUGUGAGAAAAAUUAAUUCACUCUUUCAAGUACUUACUGUCCUCUUCUUUUUGGAGGUUGUGGGAUUCAAGAACUUAGCAUUAAUGGACUUAUCCUCUAGUCUUUCUAGAAGCCCACGUAGCUACAUAGCGCCUGAUAGCCGCAUUUUGAGAUAUGCAGUAUCUGCUGCUCUUUGGCUAGUCAUUGGAAUUAUACAGAUCGUGUUCUUUGCUGUCUUUUAUGAGAGAUUUAUAGAAGAUAAAAUUCGACAGUUUGUUGAUUUAUGCACUAUGAGUAAUAUAUCAGUGUUUCUGUUAUCCCACAGAUGUUUUGGAUAUUACAUUCAUGGUAGAUCAGUACAUGGCCAUUCAGAUACUAAUAUGGAAGAAAUGAAUAUGAAUCUUAAAAGAGAAGCGGAAAAUUUGUGUAGCCAGAGAGGUUUGGUACCCAACACGGAUGGUCAGACUUUUCAGAUUGCAAUUUCUAGCCAAAUGAGACAACACUAUGACAGAAUUCAUGAGACACUGAUGAGGAAAAAUGGCCCUGCUAGACUAUUGACUUCAUCAGCAAGUACUUUUGAGCACAGUAUAAGAGCGUAUCAUACCAUGAAUAAAUUUCUUGGCUCUUUCAUCGAUCAUGUUCACAAAGAGAUGGACUACUUUAUAAAAGAUAAGUUGCUUCUUGAAAGAAUUCUUGGAAUGGAAUUUAUGGAACCAAUGGAAAAAAGCAUCUUUUACAAUGAUGAAAGUUAUUCUUUCAGCAGUGUUCUGUAUUAUGGAAAUGAAGCCACUCUUCUUAUUUUUGAUCUGCUAUUCUUCUGUGUUGUGGAUUUGGCUUGCCAAAAUUUUGUUUUAGCAGCCUUCCUUACAUACUUACAGCAAGAGAUUUUUCGAUUUAUCCGUAAUACAGCAGGACAAAAGAAUUUGGCAUCCAAGACAUUGGUGGAUCAAAGAUUUCUGAUUUAAUUUAUUGAAUAGAUUCUGAAAGACUCAGUAUAAUCAUGGCAAAAAAAAUGUCAUGGUAUCAGGUGGGUUUGCCAUAUUUUUAAAAACUUGUAAUACAAAUUAUUAUUUUUUCUUUUUAUCUGCAGAAAGAUUUAUUUUUAUAACUUGCAAAUAUAUAAUGUUCCAUAAUAGAAAAUGUUAUUUUCCCAUUAUGUGUGGUAUUUAAUUCACCAAAUAAUAAAUUAGCACUGACAGUGAAGCAAAAAAAUAUCUAAAUGUUUCCAACAUAACACCUUUAAAUGAUAAUCAAAACAGUCCUCAUAAUUUGUCUCUGUGGAUCAUUUUAUAAGCUGGGAUCUGCCUGCCUUUUCUCAUAUUGACAAAUUAUUUGAUUCCAAGUUCAAGACUAGUUUUCAGUUCAGUAUUUUCAUGUUUUACAUAUUUAUGGUUAAAUAAAUGUUGAAAGAUAUUUUCAAA
Messenger RNA from Lemur catta (Ring-tailed lemur), 3501 nucleotides. RefSeq names its product transmembrane protein 67 (gene TMEM67). The transcript is spliced from 28 exons. Gene Ontology annotation, cellular component: MKS complex; ciliary transition zone. NCBI's taxonomy places the organism in Eukaryota, Metazoa, Chordata, Mammalia, Primates, Lemuridae. Gene Ontology annotation, biological process: cilium assembly. Bases 58 to 3045 code for a protein of 995 amino acids. The record is from RefSeq and is a predicted model, not a curated record.